This is a messenger RNA of Filobasidium floriforme, 1642 nucleotides long. RefSeq lists its product as uncharacterized. Bases 487 to 1263 code for a protein of 258 amino acids. Gene Ontology annotation, biological process: carbohydrate metabolic process. The transcript is spliced from 4 exons. The record is from RefSeq and is a predicted model, not a curated record. Lineage: Eukaryota; Fungi; Basidiomycota; Tremellomycetes; Filobasidiales; Filobasidiaceae.
UCGGAGCAUUUAUCCGGGCUUGAACCUAGUCGUAUGGCAUUGAGAUCCGUCCGUGUACGACAUGCCACACGAACCCCCACCGUGCUGCCUCUUGACAUUCCGUGCGCCAUCCAGCUGUUGCCUCCAGGUACCCAAAGGGCGGUGUGGGAUCGGGAAGAUGAAUGGAUCAGGAAUUCGAACCAGAGGGAAGAUCAACGCAUCUUCCGUGGACAGGGGUAACCGAAGUACACAGCUACAACUUUUGUUUGACACGACGAUACGAUACCCGACGCUUCGACGUCCAGAUCGACUUGUCUCUAGAACUCGAACCGAGGCCACGGAGAGAUAGUUUACGAUUUUCGACGAGCUGGAUUGUUAUAACAUUCUCUCUAUCAAUCAUCAUGCAAUAACCCCUAUCUGAGGACUGCUCGAUCACGUCCCUUACACUCCGCUAGAUACCAUAACACCGGCCCAAAUCAAGGACACAUUCAACCCCAGCCUUACACCAUGUCGUCCCCAUCGCUGCCCCGGAUAGAGAUCAACAUAGACUGUGCCGAAUCGUUCGGUCACUGGAGUUGUGGACCCUCGGAUGAGCUGUUGAUGCCCAUGAUCGACGUCGCCAACGUCGCCUGUGGUGGACACGCUGGUGAUCCGGUCAUCAUGCGACGGACGAUCGCCGCCGCGAAGAAGCAUGGGAUCAAGGUUGGGGCUCAUCCUGGAUUCCCAGACAAGGUCGGGUUCGGUCGACGGCUUUUAGUGAUGACGCCGGAACAGGCUUAUGCAGAAGUACUAUAUCAGGUCGGAGCGUUAAAGGUGUUCCUGGACGAAGCCGGUCUGCCGCUCAACCAUAUCAAGCCGCAUGGAAUGUGGUACAUCCUGAUGCAAACCGACGAAGCUUUCAACGACGCAACCAUGCGAGCCAUCAAACAUUUCAACGUCCCUCUCUACGGUCUUCCGAACACGUUACAUCAAACCGGAGCUGCCAAGCACGGCAUCCCUUUCAUCCCCGAAGCAUUCGUCGACCUCAACUACUCGAACGCUGGCCAUCUUCUCGGGGUGGCCCAGAGCAACCCGAUGACUCCAGAAUAUAUCUACGGGGUAACAAAAAAGCUGGGAACGACGGGGGUCUUGCCGAGCGUGACCGGUGAGGAGCUGGACAUAGGGGUCAAGGGAGGACCAUUCUCGGUGUGCAUCCACUCGGACUUUGAGAAGUGCGUGGAGAAUCUCAAAGCGGCACGGAGAGCGGUGGACGAGGUCAAUGCCGAGCUGUAUACUGGGCGAUGACACUGGUCAGGACCGAGGGGACCGAGAUAGCUGGAAUUGGGGAUAGCGGACCCGAGACGGAACAGCGAUCCUACAGUUGAAGAUCGUUCAUACAGCAUGGCAACGGACAAUGCCCUGACUGGGCCAGACAGUCGCAUCUUGCAUGCACACCAUAUUGUAGUGUAAAAACAAAGCAUCCCUUCGAUCGUGUCCUGCGCUCGACUGAGAGCGUCUCAACGAUAUGCCCUUGAUGCAUCGAGCUCUUACGCAAACUGUCAGGAUCGAGCUCGCUGGCCUCAUGAUACAAUUCGAAAAGGUUGUUCCUCGUCAAAUUGCUAAGCCCAUCUGGGUGUUCUCUGUAGGGGUCGUAUCACUUCAUAGUUUGCUCUUCAUGGUACUC